AUGGUAAAAUUGACAACUGGCAUUAUACUUUUACUUCUCAUCACAUUUACUGUUGUGUUGACAGAAUGUGUACAAGUAAAUUUAAUAGACUCUAAUCCGACUCUUCAAAGAUAUCUUUUGAGAGGAGAUUCACCAGUGAUUGGACUAAACUUGGACAUGAAAACUCUCCAAACAGCAAUUCAAGCAGAAAUCAAGAGUAAAACCAAUCAAAACGUAGAUGACUUUUAUUUGGUCGAUAUUUCAGUGUUAAAAGUUGAUUCUGUUGUUCAAGAAGAAGCAUACUUCGCCAUGCAUUCCAAAGAAGGUGAAUUUAUUCAUUGGCCACUUGUUGGAAAUCCAGCAAAUAUUUCAGGACUUCCAGAAUGGUUACAAGCAAGUUUAGUUGUAGAAGGUCAAGGUGUUUGGAAUUUGGAAGAUCAACUUAUUGGAAGAGUUGACCAAUUAACACAUUGGGUUCACAACAAGACCUCAAUCAAUAAUUUAAAAUCACAUCAUCAAUCAAAUAUUGUUUUCUUUAUUCAUGAUGAUAAUGGAGUUGAUCAAACUGGUGAAAUUAGUGGAGCUUAUUAUUUGGCUAAUUUUGGAUGGACUUGGAGUAAGACUUUGCUUUACAAUUCAUUGAUUCAUAAGAAGUAUCAACCAAUGCCAAAGUGGAAUAUUAAUGAAAUGAAUUGGUAUUGUUUCUAUUUGUAUUUCAAUAAUAAGGGACCAGAUACUUGUAAUUAUUAA
Molecule: messenger RNA, 729 nt
Organism: Naegleria gruberi
Lineage: Eukaryota; Heterolobosea; Eutetramitea; Acrasida; Naegleriidae
Exons: 1
Coding region: 1-729 (242 amino acids)
Source: RefSeq, a predicted model, not a curated record